Papaver somniferum (opium poppy) is the source of this 900-nucleotide messenger RNA. RefSeq lists its product as uncharacterized. The record is from RefSeq and is a predicted model, not a curated record. Bases 1 to 900 code for a protein of 299 amino acids. NCBI's taxonomy places the organism in Eukaryota, Viridiplantae, Streptophyta, Magnoliopsida, Ranunculales, Papaveraceae. The transcript is spliced from 2 exons.
AUGGCUGAUGUGAAGGUCGCUUUUGUAGCAAAAGAAUGCACCCAUACCAUCACACCCUCUACUGACAAAGAUGCUUCCCCAGCAACUGAAAAAGAAAAGGCUGAGGCCCUCCGAUAUUUGAAGGCACAUAUUGACCCUAAUCUCCUUUGGGGAUACCAACACAUGAUGUGUCCUAAAGAACUGUGGGAUGCACUAGCAAGCCGUUUUGGGAGCAUUGAGGAUUGCAUUCUCCCACAGUUGAAUGAACAGUGGAAUGACAUCCAGUUUCUUGAUUAUGUGAAGCAAGUUGAUCAACUUAUUGCGGUGGCCAAAAGGCACAAUGAAGUUCUAGCAAACAACAAUGCUAGAGCCACCGGGAAGAAGAAAAUUCCCGAGUCUAACUAUGGCAAGGAUAACAAGGGAAAAUACCCCAAAGAAAAGAGGGUUAAAAAUGUUGAUUCAUAUUCUCAUGCUCCAUACUCACGUGGGAAUAAUAACCCACGUGGAAGAGGGCAAAGGGGCCAUCGUGGAAGGGGCCAUGGACGUGAGGGCCAUGGGCGUGGAGGCCAUGGGCAUGGAGGCCAUGGACGUGGAGGCCAUUCAAAUACCUGGUCUAGAGAUGUUACUUCUGGACCUAGUGGUAGGGGCAAUACUGUUGAAAAAACACAUAAGAACUCCAUGUAUAAGAAGGUCGAGAAUGAGAAUGCACCUUGUUACAGGUGUGGAAUCUCCGUACAUUGGUACCAGCAAUGCAAAGCUAGUGCCAAAGUAGCAGCCAGCUACAAAAAGCACCGGGAAUCUAUAGAUCAAGAAUCUCAUUGUGUGGAAGAACAUGAUCAUUCCCCAGAUGUCAACUUCACCAUUUCAGACUUCCAGGGCAACAAGAACCAUGCCCUUAUGGAAACACCUGACUUUGAUUGA